ACAUCAGUCAACAAAAUACAUUAGAACUUCCUUCCAUCUCCGAACAAACAAAUACGCACAUUAUCGCUACUCCUUCACCUUAUAAUGAAGGUUCCUACUCUUGCUAUCCUUGCCGUCGCGCCGGCCAUGGUCAAUGCCUGCGCUGGGUACCGUUAUUGCCGCUGUGGUAAUAUCGACGACACUAAAACCGUAUCUGUCUGCCAAAACUGGUUCAGCGGCAAAACCUCGGUAGAGACCUUCGAAGACGGGCACAAAUACUGCAAGAUCGAUGGAUUUUUUACCACUGGGCUCAAUAAUUGCGAUUUCAAGCUUGCCUGCAGUAAUGGCUUCGACUCUGAUUGCUGGGUAAAUAUCGGUCACUGAUUUACAUAAACAAUUCCUUAGGUCUAGGAGACAUGGGUUUAGUGUAACGCUGUUAUAAUAAUGCCAAGCUUCAGACCCAUUCCGGAACGGGAUUGGAGGGAGUAUUUGUGUCAGAUUGAGAUGGAUUAUCAAAGAUGGGUGAAUAAUGAUGAAUUAUUGAUCGUA
Pyrenophora tritici-repentis Pt-1C-BFP is the source of this 528-nucleotide messenger RNA. Lineage: Eukaryota; Fungi; Ascomycota; Dothideomycetes; Pleosporales; Pleosporaceae. The record is from RefSeq and is a predicted model, not a curated record.